Molecule: messenger RNA, 2210 nt
Organism: Rana temporaria (common frog)
Lineage: Eukaryota; Metazoa; Chordata; Amphibia; Anura; Ranidae
Product: polycystic kidney disease protein 1-like 3
Exons: 6
Coding region: 1-1950 (649 amino acids)
Biological process (GO): protein phosphorylation
Molecular function (GO): ATP binding; protein serine/threonine kinase activity
Source: RefSeq, a predicted model, not a curated record
AUGUCGCAACUUAUCGUCUUUGUCAUGGAACGCCUGAGCAGAGGGGAUCUCUUCGACACUAUGGUUUCAGGUCCAUUACCCGAAGACACCAUCAGAUACUUCAUAGCGGAAAUGAUCCGCGCUCUGCGGUUCCUGCAUUCUAAGGAGAUCGUCCACAGAGACAUCAAGCCUAAAAAUAUCCUCUUGAGUGAUGACGGCCACAUCAAAAUCACGGGUUUUAGCUUGUCAGUUGCUGGAGUCACAGAGUCAAAGAGGACCAAAGGACAAGUCGGGAGUCUAGCGUUCAUGGCGCCAGAGGUCCAUCAAGAUUUACCAUACUUCGGCAUGGUCGACUAUUUUGCACUGGGAGUAAUAGUAUAUGUGAUGGCGUUCGGCUGGCAUCCAUUUCUUAGAGGCAGAGAGUCCACCAUAAAAAUAAUAGUGAAAGUGACCACCAGGAAACCGCGUUUUCCAGAAGGCGUGAACCCUACCCUCCGUGGCAUCAUAGAGAUCUUACUAUGUAAAAACCAAGAUGAUCGGAUGAUGCUAGCACGUGGCAUCCGAGGACACCCCUUCUUACGGAAUGUGGACUGGAAGGAGACAAAGCAAGGGAAUUCACCGCCACCAUUUCCAUCAGGAAAUGUUCCUGAGGAAGAUCUGAGUGCAGGAAUGCCAGGGGAUAAAUUCCUUCAAUCUGAAGAACACCAUGAGUCGCCGAUAGAGCCAGAGGAGCAGAAGAAAUUCCAUGGCUUCACCUAUGAGAGUGAGCGUCUGAAGCUGCAGCCGGUGGACUCAUCACCACCAUUGGAGAGCCAGGAUCCUCACCGUAGGGCCUCAUCACCACCAUCGGAGAGCCAGGAUCCUCACAGUAGGGCCUCAUCACCACCAUCGGAGAGCCAGGACCCUCACAGUAGGGCCUCAUCACCACCAUCGGAGAGCCAGGAUCCUCACCGUAUGGCCUCAUCACCACCAUCGGAGAGCCAGGAUCCUCACCGUAUGGCCUCAUCACCACCAUCGGAGAGCCAGGAUCCUCACCGUAGGGCCUCAUUACCACCAUUGGAGAGCCAGGAUCCUCACCGUAGUGCCUCAUCAUCACUAUUGGAGAGCCAGGGUCCUCACAGUAUGGCCUCAUCACCACCAUCGGAGAGCCAGGAUCCUCACAGUAGGGCCUCAUCACCACCAUCGGAGAGCCAGGGUCCUCACAGUAUGGCCUCAUCACCACCAUUGGAGAGCCAGGAUCCUCACAGUAUGGCCUCAUCACCACCAUUAGAGAGCCAGGAUCCUCACAGUAGGGCCUCAUCACCACAAUCGAAGAGCCAGGAUCCUCACCGUAGGGCCUCAUCAUCAUCAUCGGAGAGCAGGGAUCCUCACUGUACGGCCUCAUCAUCACCAUCGGAGAGCAAGGAUCCUCACCGUACGGCCUCAUCAUCACCAUCGGAGAGCCAGGAUCCUCACAGUAUGGCCUCAUCACCACCAUCGGAGAGCCAGGAUCCUCACCGUAGUGCCUCAUCACCACCAUCGGAGAGCCAGGAUCCUCACCAUAGGGCCUCAUCAUCACCAUUGGAGAGCCAGGAUCCUCACAGUAUGGCCUCAUCACCACAAUCGGAGAGCCAGGAUCCUCACUGUAGGGCCUCAUCACCACCAUCGGAGAGCCAGGGUCCUCACAGUAUGGCCUCAUCACCACCAUCGGAGAGCCAGGAUCCUCACAGUAUGGCCUCAUCACCACCAUUAGAGAGCCAGGAUCCUCACAGUAGGGCCUCAUCACCACAAUCGGAGAGCCAGGAUCCUCACCGUAGGGCCUCAUCAUCAUCAUCGGAGAGCAAUGAUCCUCACCAUACGGCCUCAUCACCACCACCAACGUACAGCUUCACCAUCGCCAUGGAAGAGCCAGGAUCCUUACAGUGGAGCCUCAUCACCUCCAUCGAAGAGCCAGAAUCCCCACAUUGGAGCCUCAUCAUCACCUUUGAAUAGGCAGGAUCAUCAAUGUGGAGCCUCAGAUCAUUAGACUCUGAAGGAUCUACAACCAUCUAAUGUGACAUUUAUUUUUCAGGAACAAACUUCAACUUUUUAAGGUCCCAAUGAUAUAGGUAGGAAGAUAAAUUUUAUUUUAACAUCUACGGAUGACAAGACAUAAAGUCAUUGUGACAACAACCAUUGACUUCCCUAUUACCAAGAUCUCCAGAGAAUGUGGUUGUGUCACAUAUCAGACCACCCAUCACAUGUGAUCUGAC